AUGCAAGAUGCUAGUGAGACCAUGGCAGUGAGAGGAGUGGAACUUGAGCUUAUUGUCCAGGGCGGCGCCGUGAAAGUUCUACUAGGAGACCGACAACGCACGUCAGAUAUGGAUUUCAUCGCCACGAGCUAUGUCAGCGGUCCCGGGUAUUCUGAAACGCUUGACAACCUCAAGCGCGGGUGGAAAUUUGCGUACACUCAAUCACUAGACAGAAGUGAAGCGAUCGAUUCGAAGUGGGUCGACAAUUCGAUCCAAUUCUUCUUCCACGGCAAGCCCAAGCUUUGGCAAAAGUACAAGUCGGAGACUCUCAAGCAAAACUACGUGCUUUCAGAUGCGGGAAUAGAUGAAGAUGAUGGCACUGGUAUCCGGUUUAUAUUGUGA
Penicillium alfredii is the source of this 381-nucleotide messenger RNA. RefSeq lists its product as uncharacterized. Bases 1 to 381 code for a protein of 126 amino acids. NCBI's taxonomy places the organism in Eukaryota, Fungi, Ascomycota, Eurotiomycetes, Eurotiales, Aspergillaceae. The record is from RefSeq and is a predicted model, not a curated record. The transcript has a single exon.